Balearica regulorum gibbericeps (East African grey crowned-crane) is the source of this 966-nucleotide messenger RNA. RefSeq names its product olfactory receptor 14C36. Gene Ontology annotation, cellular component: membrane. Gene Ontology annotation, biological process: G protein-coupled receptor signaling pathway. NCBI's taxonomy places the organism in Eukaryota, Metazoa, Chordata, Aves, Gruiformes, Gruidae. Gene Ontology annotation, molecular function: olfactory receptor activity; G protein-coupled receptor activity. The record is from RefSeq and is a predicted model, not a curated record.
AUGUCCAAUGGAAGCUCCAUCACUGAGUUCCUUCUCCUGGCAUUCGCAGACAGACAGGAGCUGCAGCUCUUGCACUUCUGGCUCUUCCUGGGCAUCUACCUGGCUGCUCUCCUGGGCAAUGGCCUCAUCAUCACUGCCAUAGCCUGUGACCUCCGCCUCCACACCUCCAUGUACUUCUUCCUCCUCAACCUCUCCCUCCUCGACCUGGGCACCAUCUCCACAUCUCUUCCCAAAGCCAUGGCCAACUCGCUCUGGGACAAUACGACCAUCUCCUACACAGGAUGUGCUUCUCAGGUGUUUCUCAUUUACUUUCUGAUUUCAGCAGAGUAUGUCCUUCUCACUAUCAUGGCCUACGACCGCUACGUUGCCAUCUGCCAACCCCUGCACUACGGGACCCUGCUGGGCAGCAGAGCUUGUGUCCACAUGGCAGCAGCUGCCUGGGGCAGUGGGUUUCUCUAUGCUGUGCUGCACACAGCCAAUACAUUUUCAAUUCCACUCUGCCAGGGUAAUGUCCUGGACCAGUUCUUCUACGAACUUCCCCAGAUCCUCAAGCUCUCCUGCUCAGAUGCCUACCCCAGGGAGGCUGGGCUUAUUGUGGUUAGUGCCUCUUUAUUCUUUGCGUGUUUUAUUUUCAUUGUGCUCUCCUAUGUGCAGAUCUUCAGGGCCGUGCUGAGCAUCCCCUCUGAGCAGGGACGGCACAAAGCCUUUUCCACGUGCCUCCCUCACCUGGCCAUGGUCUCCCUGCUUGUCAGCACUGCUGUGUUUGCUCACCUAAAGCCCCCCUCCAUCUCCUCCCCAUCCCUGGACCUGGUGGUGGCAGUUCUGUAUUCGGUGGUGCCUCCAGCAGUGAACCCCCUCAUCUACAGCAUGAGGAACAAAGACCUCAAGGAUACAGUUUGGAAACUGAUGACUAGAGCAUGUUCAGAAGUAAUCUACUGCCCAUCGUCUUUUCCAUAUCUCUCAUAA